ACUGGCUGGCCUUUUUGCUGGACUCAUCGUAGGAUUCUGGGUGGGCUUUGGCGCAGUCAUCUAUGUUGGCACACCUACGAUUCCUCCACUGCUCAAUGAUAGCUGUGGUGGUUCCAGCAACUCAACCGGGAUACUUGCCAAUGCUUCCAUGCUGAGCAACGGGACCGGAGCAGACAUGACCACUGGCAGUACGGUGUUGGACAACAUUACAGCGGGGGCUGUUCCCACGUAUGUGCUACCGCUGUACUGGCUGUCGUAUCAGUGGUACAGUGGCUUUGGCUGGCUAGUGGUUAUGGCGGUGGGACUCUUGGUGAGCCUGCUGACCGGAGGCACAGACGCCGUAGACCGCGACCACCUGAGCCCGGUCUACCUGCGGAUGAUAGGUGCCACCAAUGGCAAAAGCCGCUCUUGGACUUUAAGUCGAGUGCAAAAUUUUUCGGUCACCAGCUCUCAGAUACCCAUGGCAGUGGUCAAAGAAUAGUUACUGUUCCUGCAUCGCAGCACUCCAUGCACAGGGCUAAACACCUCAAUCUAAUCCCGGUGAGCUAUCGCCCUACAAGUUACGCGGAAUGGACGUGUCCACACUCCACAAAGCCACCCGAUCACCGAAAACACAUUCUCGACUCGCUGCUUGCCUUUGUGUGCACAGCGAACCUUCUUCUGUUCAUAUAAUUAUCUUUCCUUCCUUAACCUUUCUCUCUAUCCUUUUUGGUCCUAUCUUCCCUCCCUAAGCCACCGUUCCAGAUGAAUACACUUCAAGCGGCACGGCGGUUAUUUCAUUUUCUGCUAAUAAAAAACGUUUCAGUCAAUCAAUCAGGCUGGCUCGUGGAAGGGAUGUUCCUCCUAUGCUUUUAAUUACCUCUUUUUGCAGCUCGCACAUGCACGUUCAGCACUCAGCGCAUGCUCUCGCUGACACAUAUGCCAGCGAACGUGCCAGUGGUGCUAUAUUUCGUUUCAGCUUCGGUCCAGACGCAGCCAAAGCUACAAGCGCGAGCUCCGGG
Ixodes scapularis (black-legged tick) is the source of this 1001-nucleotide messenger RNA. RefSeq names its product sodium-dependent multivitamin transporter-like. The record is from RefSeq and is a predicted model, not a curated record. Lineage: Eukaryota; Metazoa; Arthropoda; Arachnida; Ixodida; Ixodidae. Bases 149 to 481 code for a protein of 110 amino acids. The transcript is spliced from 3 exons.